Entelurus aequoreus (snake pipefish) is the source of this 858-nucleotide messenger RNA. Its product is annotated as disks large 1 tumor suppressor protein-like. NCBI's taxonomy places the organism in Eukaryota, Metazoa, Chordata, Actinopteri, Syngnathiformes, Syngnathidae. The record is from RefSeq and is a predicted model, not a curated record. Bases 335 to 745 code for a protein of 136 amino acids. Gene Ontology annotation, molecular function: protein binding. The transcript is spliced from 6 exons.
UUGGAGCAAAAAAAAAAGCCCCAGCGUCAGUGUGUUGGAGCAGCAUGCCGUGAAAAGAGAGCAUCUUCCCAGGCCGCCAACGACACACUGAGUCGGUGUGGGGGACCGGAGGACAGCGGCGGGCUUCAGGCGGCGGCAGAACGAAGGUGCGGAGUCUUCUCCCCACAGAGGCGCGGCAUGAGGAGGAGGAGGAGGCGGAGGAGGAGGAACACGGCACAGCAACUCUGAGGCCGCCUGGCCCCCCCUUUUCCCUUUCCAAACUUGUGCAGAAAGUUGACAGCAGCUGAACUAAUGCGUCACUUCUCCCUCGGCGGGAGUUACUAUUGGAGGCAGCAUGGUGCAUAAAUACGACACUGAGCGAGCGGUGGGGCUGCUCAGAAGGUACCAGGCCAGCUUGACCAGUCCAGAGGAGCAGACCCUGAAGACCAGUGUGGGCAAAGUGUCUUCCAUUUUGGGCAGCCAGCUCUUUCAAGCCCUUCUUGAUAUUCAAGAGUGUUACGAGGUGACCUUGCAGCUAAACACGCAACAAAGUGUGCUGACAAAAGAAGAUAAAGCGGAUGCGUGGGAGCAACAGGAGGAAGAGGAGGAGCAAGAAGAAGAAGAAGAAGAAGAAGAGGAAGGAGUGUCCCGUGUCCGAGUGACGUGCAGGACGAGUGAUCACAGAGUGGAGAGAGUGUGUGGUGUGGUGGCUCGGUGUCACCUCGACUCGCCAAAGGUCGGGUCGCGGGGGCAGCAGCCUAAGUAGGGAACCCCAGACUUCCCUCUCCCCAGCCACUUCGUCCAGCUCCUCCCAGGGGAUCCCGAGGCGUUCCCAACGGGUCCUGGGUCUUCCCCGUGGCCUCCUACCGGUCUACAUCA